AAAAAAACCUCACUUACUAUUCGAACACGCUUAUCCGCAUUGACUACACGAAAAAACACCACCACCGGUGGCUCGAUCUGUAGCUGCAAUUGUCAACACACAGAGAGAGAGAGACAUGUCCCGUAGCCACAAAAAUGUCGAACAAAGUGCAAACCCAAAGCCAAACUUCCCAUGGAAGGUGAAGCUCCUCAUGGGAGCAUUUUCGUGGAUCUCCGACGCCUCAUUCCGCCCCAACGUGAGAGUCAACCGCCGCCUCUUCAACUUCUUCGACUUCAAAGUCCCUCCCUCUCCCAAUCCCCCCGAUGGCGUUGCCUCCUCUGACACCACCUUUGACCCUUCUCGCAAACUCUGGUUCCGCCUCUACAACCCAACCCCCACCCCCACCCCCACUGGCUGCGAUCCAAACCACGUCGUCGGCAUGCCCGUCAUCGUGUUCUUCCACGGCGGCGGCUUUGUCAUCGGCAAGGCCAACUCGAUUUGGGUGGACAAAGCGGCGCGCCGGCUCGCCAGAAAACUCCGCGCCAUCGUCGUCUCCGUCAACUACAGGCUGGCGCCAGAGCAUCGGUUCCCGUGCCAGUACGAAGACGGUUUCGACGCGCUGAGAUUCAUCGACGAAAUGGACGGAGACGAUCUGCCGGCCAAUGCUGAUCUUAGCCGUUGCUUUCUCGCCGGAGAGAGCGCAGGAGGGAACCUGGCCCACCACGUAGCGGUCAGAGCCGGCGAGUACGGCUUCAAGAGGGUAAACCUCCUCGGGCUGAUAGCAGUACAACCGUUUUUCGGAGGGGAGGAGCGGGUCGAGUCCGAGAUCCGAUUAUCCUGGGGCCCGACUCUGAGACUGGACUCGGCGGACUGGUAUUGGAGAGCUUUUUUGCCGGACGGGUCGGACAGGGACCACCCGGCGGCGAAUGUGUUCGGACCGAAUGCGGGUGAAAUAUCGGGCGUGAAGUUCCCGGCUGCGCUUGUUAUAGUUGGAGGGUGCGACCUGUUACGGGAUAGGGACAUGAGGUACUGCGAGGGGCUGAAAAGAUCGGGAAAAGAGGUAUACCUGGUGGAUUAUCCGAAAGCGGUCCACGGGUUCUGGAGCAUGGGCGUGAGGCCCGAAUAUUGUUUGUUUUUAGAACAAGUGAGGGAGUUCAUGCAAAAGCAAAUGGCCGAAUAUUGAGGUACUCGAUCGGUAGUCGGUACUCCUGCAACCUUUUCUUGCUGUUGCAUGCAUGCAUGUGAAUUGUGAUCGAUCGAGCAAUAAAUAAAUAAAUAAUCUUCCAAA
This is a messenger RNA of Alnus glutinosa, 1267 nucleotides long. Its product is annotated as probable carboxylesterase 18. The transcript has a single exon. The record is from RefSeq and is a predicted model, not a curated record. NCBI's taxonomy places the organism in Eukaryota, Viridiplantae, Streptophyta, Magnoliopsida, Fagales, Betulaceae. Gene Ontology annotation, biological process: pollen tube growth. Gene Ontology annotation, molecular function: carboxylic ester hydrolase activity. The coding region runs from base 116 to 1162 and encodes 348 amino acids.